AUGUUCAUUGGAUAUUGUUCAAUAUGUCCUAAAGAGAUCUCAGAACAUUAUGUUUCCCUGACCAAAGUGUCCUCCAAAUCGACUGAAUGUCAUGUUACUUAUGAAUCACGUAAUCCAAAUAAACUGUUCUUGGAACAAGAAUAUAUAUAUAUGAUGACCUUUCAACGUGAAUUCAAAGUAGUUACAGCCUUCAUAUAUUUACAGCAUUUGGCCACAUUGUAA
Molecule: messenger RNA, 222 nt
Organism: Funneliformis mosseae
Lineage: Eukaryota; Fungi; Glomeromycota; Glomeromycetes; Glomerales; Glomeraceae
Source: the annotation of a GenBank genome assembly